AUGUACGCAAAAGACAUUGAAAGACGCGAUCUUUCAUCUCUCGAAUCGUGGAAAACUCCUCUCUGUCACAUCUUGGCUGCUUCUCCAAAGGUUUCAUUCCCGGAACUCAAGAAGAUUCAUGACAUAAUAGUCGUUUUGUACAGAAAACAACUGCAUGCUAUCUAUUCUCCUGCUGAUGUGCAAGCGGAUGAAAAGUUUACAAAGCUUUUAUACCCCAGUAUCCCUUCGGAUGAGCUUGUGGAAGCGUACAGCAAAGAAUUGAAGAAUGCAUUUCCCGCAGAUAUCCUGAAAGCAACCAAAAGCCCUACUCAAACAUCAUCCUCGUCAUCACCGAAUCCUCUUUCCUCCUCUCAUAGUACACCUCUCGCGGAUCCCCCUAACAUUAGUGCACCUGAUCCCUCCACGGCAUCCAGUGUACCAUCUGUCACAACGAAGCCGUCUGCUCGUUCAGGUCCCCCGACUUUUGAAGAAUUGGCUUUGCGUCUUGAACGAUUAAAACAGCCUUAA
Messenger RNA from Schizosaccharomyces japonicus yFS275, 507 nucleotides. Its product is annotated as MVB sorting pathway protein. NCBI's taxonomy places the organism in Eukaryota, Fungi, Ascomycota, Schizosaccharomycetes, Schizosaccharomycetales, Schizosaccharomycetaceae. The record is from RefSeq and is a predicted model, not a curated record. The transcript is spliced from 3 exons. The coding region runs from base 1 to 507 and encodes 168 amino acids.